This is a messenger RNA of Dicentrarchus labrax (European seabass), 2141 nucleotides long. RefSeq names its product B-cell receptor CD22. NCBI's taxonomy places the organism in Eukaryota, Metazoa, Chordata, Actinopteri, Moronidae. The transcript has 8 exons. The record is from RefSeq and is a predicted model, not a curated record. Bases 178 to 1551 code for a protein of 457 amino acids.
UAUUUUAGUCGUGUGAUAUCUAGUUUGAAACAACAAGUCUGUUCGCUUUUAUGUUACAGAGGCUUAGCAGGGAAGUCUGUUACUGGGUCUGUUGCAGUUCUGCUGAAAUUCACAGACUGUCUGAUUUUAAAACUAAUUGUUUCUCCGGUUUAUCUGCAGGCUCGUUUGAUCCAGGUGAUGAGUGUGAUUGCAGUCCUGUCUGUGAAUAUGGUGACAGCCAACAUGUUACUGAGUGUCUUCUUUCUUUCAGGUGCUUUGGCUGAUUGUCCUCAAGACACAAAGCUCUUCAUUACUGCACCAAAGAAGAUGGAAGCACUGAGUGGAUCUUGUUUGCAAAUCCCAUGUAACUUUAGUGCUAAAUCAGAACAAGAUUUUAAAAGCAGCAGAGAAACCUUUGGAGUGUGGAUUAAAACUGACCACAGAUUUGGCCUCAAUCCAAACAAUGUGAUUUUCAACAGUAGUAAGACAGUUAACACGUAUCCAAUGAAUAUUACUGGAAACCUGAGUCAGAAAAACUGCACCACUCUGUUUUCCAGUUUAAUCACAAGUACAGACACAUACUACUUCAGAAUUGAGACUAAACCAUUCAGAGCAACAGCUGUUUGUGAUCCUCUUCAAAUAACAGUUAAAGAUUCUCCUCCGAGCCCCAGAAUGGAGAUCCCAGGUGAUCUGAAGGAGAAGCAGUCUGUCAAUAUAACCUGCUCAGCUUUCACUCCCUGUCCACACUCCCCUCCUAAACUCACCUGGAAUCUCCAACAAGACUCUCACAACCAAAUAGAGGAAAACACAGAUGGAACCUUCACAACUAAAAUCCAGGAGAGCAUCACUCUGUCAGACCAACAUGAUGGAUACAACAUCACCUGUUCUGUCAGAUAUCCUGUGAAUGAAGGAAAAGAUAACAAGACAGCAGAGGAGAGAAAGACUCUCAGUGUUUCAUAUGCUCCUAAAGACACCUCAGUGUCCGUCAGUCCAUCAGGUUUGGUGUCAGCAGGUAGCUGGGUGAACCUGACCUGCUCCAGCAGAGCCAAGCCUCCCGUCAGCCGCUUCACCUGGUUCAAGAACAGCAAAGAUGGACCCAUGAAUGUAUCUGAAGGACUGUUUUACAGCUUCACUGUGACAGAUGGAGGAGUUUAUUACUGUGUGGCUACAAAUGAUCUUGGUAAUCAGUUGUCAUCAUGGAUUCAUUUAAACAGUGCAGUCUCCUCUCUACAAUGGGGUUCAGCUGUUGGAGGGAUCAUUGUUGUCAUUCUCAUCUGCACUGCUCUCUGUGUUUGGUGGUUUAAGUGGAAACAUCAAACUCCACAACAGACUCAGAGUCAAAGAGGUGAAGAGCUUUCUCUUCAAAUGCCAGUCAGCACAAGUGAAGAAAACAUCCAUUAUGGAGAGAUUGACUUUUCGAAGAGGAGACCUGAACCGUCCUCUGACUCAGUGCAGGACAGUGGACAGCAGCAGGAUUCGCUGUAUGCACAGGUCAAAGUGUCUGAGCCAUCAAACAGAUUAACUCACACUGCUGAUGGUCCAGAGGAUCUCUACGCUCAAGUGAAGAAAUAAUAAAUGAGUACUGUUUUGUGAUCACACUUGGGUUGGAUUCAUAAUCUACCUUUAUUUUGUAAUUUUACCACAUGUUUUAUGUCACUUAAUGAAGAAAGUAAGUGGAGACUAGACAGGAAAAUGUUUACUGCUCACAGUUAAAAGGAAACUCCACACACUGCAGCUCAGAUGGUUUUCUCAGUAAUCACAUUAUCAUAGUUCAGAUUUAUGUACUGACCUCAUACAGCUGUUACUGUGUGGUUAGUAAUCUGCUUGUGAGAUAUGUGCAAGAAAAAGUCUCAAAGCUCUGAAUAGGAACUAAUCUUAAUGACAUGAGAAUGAAUUAUAUUGAACUUGACACCAGAAGCAGUUCUGUACACACAUUACCAGUGUAGUCCAAGAUUAUAUCUACUUUUGAAAUGUUUAUGUUUAUUUUACAUUUUAUUUUUAAUAAGGCAUAUUGAUCUCAUUUGCUUUAUCUAUUGUGUAUCCCAUUUUCUUACAUAUUUACUAUAUUACUUCUAAAAUGAACAUGAGACAGAGUUUCUGCAUUUGAAGAUAUUUAUUCAUUGCACUGUAAUAAAAACGUUGGCAUACAACUUGUAAAAAUA